GGGUAGUAUGGAGGUCAAAGAUUUUGCAAGUAUUAUGUUGGUAUCCAUUCUUUUUAAUACUUGAUAUAUGGUAGUCAUACCUUUUCUGCCACUUGAAUUUAGCAGAUAUGGUAUCAAGCCAUCCACUUUUGGGUACAUAUUUGCAAUAUUCUCUGUUGCUGCAAUGAUUGGUUCUCUUGUCAUCGGUAAACUCAUGAUCAUCUUCGGUAGAAAAAUCAUCCUGCUUCUCGGAAUCUGUUCCAUGGGAGUCUGCAUGUCGGUGUUCUCAUCAAUUGCCUACUUAGAGAACUCCUCUCUGGUCGUGUUGAUGUUGCUAGCUUCAAGGUUUUUACAAGGGUUUGCAUCGAGCAUGAUCCAGACAACAUGUUACGCAAUCAUCUCGGCUUGCUAUGACGAAGACAAACAGAAGUACCUUGGAUAUUUUGAAGGAGCUCAAGGACUUGGAUGCAUGAUAGGGCCAGCCAUUGGAGCAAUUCUGUAUUCAAUUUGUGGUUUCAAUGGCACAUUUUACUUUCUUGGAAUCUCAUUGGUGCUGAUGUAUGUUGAGGUCAAGUCAGAGGAUAAUAAAAUUCUUCAAGAUAAGCCAGCAUAUACUAGCUUGUUAAAGAGAAAAGUUUUCUUGUUAUCAACAUUAUGUGGAGGGCUAUCUUAUGCUUCUUUUUGUUAUUAUGAGCCUGUUUUAUCACUUCGGCUACAAGAUGUGGGUCUUUCCCAAACUGAGAUUCUUUAUUUUUUUUGUAUUACUCCUUUCUCUUAUUUAUUGUCAAGUCUAGCUAUUCCUUAUUUAACAAGUAAGUUCACUCAAAAGAUGAUCAUCACUACUACAAUAUUCUUAUGUGGAAUUUCUCAAUUCUUCAUAGGACCUAGUCACUUUUUGCCAGACAACUUAUUUCUAAUGGCUUUUGGUCAGUUUGCAGAAGGGGCUACGAGUUUUUUCUGCUUUAUCCUAACCUUGCCAGUUAUGAUCAAAGAUGCUGAAGAUAGGUAUCCAACCUAUAAGACAUAUGCUUCAGAUUUAUCUUCAGGGGUGUUCAACUUUAGUUUAUCUCUUGGUCAAGCCUUGAGUCCAAUUUAUUCUACAAAUUUAACCGAAAUCAUUGGGUUUCAAAAUGUGUGCACUACAGCAGCAAUUAUCCUUAUUGGGUAUUCCUUAAUCUAUUACAUUUUCUGAGUCGCUCUUGUUGAAGAGCCGAAAUACACAGAAUUAGGAAUUGAGCUGGAGAGCCAAGAAGCUGAAUGACUAAAGGAGAAACCUUGCCAACAAAUUUAAAGAUAAUUUUGGAGACUCAAGUUGAUAAGGUAUUAAGUUGGUUUA
Messenger RNA from Moneuplotes crassus, 1315 nucleotides. The record is from the annotation of a GenBank genome assembly. NCBI's taxonomy places the organism in Eukaryota, Ciliophora, Spirotrichea, Euplotida, Euplotidae.